GAGAACUGAAAAAUCGAACCUUUUUCGAGACUAGUGUUAAUCUCUGUCCUUAUGUCUCUCUAGACUCUGUUAGUGGAGAUACCUUGAGAGAUGAAGAUCGUUCGCAGGGAUUUUGUUCGUAAUGGACCCGGAAGCGUUAAGAUGGUGGCAGAGGACUCUGAUGAUCUCUGGUAUGCUUAUAACUUGAUUGCGGUGGGAGAUAGUGUAAUGGCUGUCACUUUCAGAAAAGUUCAGAGAGAGAUACCUGGUGGGGGAAGAGACUCUGAACGUGUUAAACUGAAGCUGGAAGUACAAGUUGAGGAGGUGGACUAUGACAAAGACGGAUCUGUUUUGCGCAUACGUGGGAAGAAUAUCCUGGAGAAUGAGCACGUAAAGAUUGGUGCAUUCCAUACUUUGGAGCUUGAGCUGAAACGGCCUUUUGUAUUGAGAAAGGAAGUUUGGGACUCAAUGGCUCUUGAUACACUCAAGCAGGCCUCAGAUCCCGCUGCCAGUGCUGAUCUAGCUGUAGUUCUAAUGCAAGAAGGACUGGCACAAAUCUUCCUUGUUGGGAGAAGUGUGACAAGUAGCCGUGCACGAAUAGAAACAUCCAUUCCUAGGAAGCAUGGACCGGCAAUUGCUGGUUAUGAGUCUGCUUUGAAGAAAUUCUUUGAGAAUGUUCUGCAGGCCUUUGUGAAACAUGUUGACUUCAGUGUCGUUCGCUGUGCAGUAGUUGCAAGUCCCGGCUUUACAAAGGAUCAGUUUCAUCGCCACUUAUUGUUGGAAGCAGAAAGAAGACAACUGAGACCUAUUAUUGAGAAUAAAUCACGUAUAAUAUUGGUGCACACAAAUUCUGGAUAUAGACAUAGCCUGGGGGAGGUUCUCCAUGCUCCCAACGUGAUGAAUAUGAUCAAAGAUACUAAAGCAGCAAAAGAGGUCAAAGCUCUCAACGAUUUCCACACCAUGCUGUCAAAUGAUCCAGAUCGGGCAUGCUAUGGACCAAAACACGUGGAAGUUGCUAAUGAACGAAUGGCAAUCCAAACGCUUCUCAUUACGGACGAGCUUUUCAGGAAUUCUGACGUAAAAACAAGGAAGAAGUAUGUUAAUUUGGUGGAGUCGGUGAAAGAUUCGGGAGGAGAGGCUUUUAUAUUUUCGGCGAUGCAUGUUUCAGGGGAACACUUGGCACAGCUGACUGGAAUUGCAGCUAUUCUCAGGUUCCCUUUACCAGAACUCGAAGACAUUGAGAUAGAAGAGAGAUCAAUCAACAAACAAACUAUGGCGCAAUCUCUCGAACUUCUCUUGAUCCAAUUUCUCAUGCCAGACAAUGAUGCUCGGCGUCAAGCAGAGGAUCAGAUCAAACGUCUUGCCAAAGAUCCUCAAGUUGUUCCCGCUCUUGUUCAGCAUCUCCGCACCGCUAAAACCCCCAACGUCCGCCAGCUCGCCGCCGUCCUCCUCCGCAAAAGGAUUACAGGACAUUGGGCUAAGCUUUCUCCUCAGCUUAAGCAGCAUGUUAAGCAAUCCUUAAUCGAGAGUAUCACUGUUGAGAAUAGUCCACCGGUGAGGCGUGCGAGUGCCAAUGUUGUGAGUGUAGUAGCCAAGUACGCUGUUCCAGCUGGAGAGUGGCCUGAUUUAUUAACCUUUCUCUUCCAGUGUAGUCAGAGUGCUCAAGAAGAUCAUCGUGAAGUAGCAUUGAUUCUUUUCAGCUCUUUGACAGAAACGAUUGGGAACACAUUUAGGCCAUACUUUGCCGAGUUGCAGGCUCUUCUUCUUAAGUGUAUGCAGGAUGAAAGCAGUAGUCGAGUCAGAGUUGCUGCUCUCAAGGCGGUUGGUUCUUUUCUUGAAUUCACCAACGACGGGGAUGAAGUGGUCAAGUUCCGAGAUUUCAUUCCCAGUAUAUUGGAUGUAUCAAGGAAAUGUAUUGCAUCUGGAGAGGAGGAUGUUGCUAUACUUGCUUUUGAAAUUUUUGAUGAGCUGAUUGAAUCUCCUGCUCCCCUUCUUGGAGAUUCUGUCAAAUCAAUUGUGCAGUUCUCUCUUGAAGUUUCCUGUAAUCAAAACCUGGAAAGUAGCACCCGUCACCAGGCAAUCCAAAUAGUUUCAUGGUUGGCAAAGUACAAAUACAAUUCCCUUAAAAAAUAUAAGCUAGUCAUACCAGUUUUGCAAGUUAUGUGCCCUUUACUUGCUGAGUCAUCUGAUCAAGAGGACGAUGAUGAUCUUGCUCCUGAUCGUGCAGCUGCUGAAGUUAUUGACACUCUAGCUAUGAACCUGCCAAAGCAUGUAUUCCUCCCUGUUCUUGAAUUUGCUUCCAUGCAUAGUCAAAGUACAAACCUGAAGUUUCGGGAAGCAUCUGUAACAGCUCUAGGUGUUAUAUCAGAGGGUUGCUUUGAUCUGAUGAAAGAGAAGCUGGACAUUGUUCUUAAUAUAGUCUUAGGAGCUUUAAGAGACCCUGAGCUAAUGGUUCGAGGGGCUGCAUCUUUUGCAAUUGGCCAAUUCGCCGAGCAUCUUCAGCCCGAAAUCCUGUCUCACUAUCAGAGUGUCCUUCCAUGCCUAUUGAAUGCGAUUGACGAUACAUCUGAGGAAGUGAAGGAAAAGUCACACUAUGCUUUAGCAGCAUUCUGUGAGAACAUGGGAGAGGAAAUUGUUCCGUUGCUUGAUCAUUUAAUGGGGAAGCUUAUGGCAGCCCUUGAAAAUAGUCCGCGUAAUCUACAAGAGACAUGCAUGUCUGCAAUUGGGUCGGUUGCUGCUGCUGCAGAGCAAGCUUUCAAUCCAUAUGCUGAGAGGGUUCUAGAGUUGAUGAAGUUUUUCAUGGUGCUCACCAAAGACGAGGAUCUUCGUGCCCGUGCCAGGUCUACUGAGCUUGUAGGGAUUGUUGCAAUGUCUGUUGGGAGAAAAGGAAUGGAGGCCAUUUUGCCACCUUUCAUUGAUGCUGCAAUAUCAGGAUUUGAAUUGGAUUUCAGUGAGUUGCGAGAAUAUACUCAUGGAUUCUUCAGCAACGUAGCUGAAAUAUUGGAUGACACUUUUGCCCAGUAUUUGCCUCGCGUUAUGCCAUUAGUAUUUGCUUCGUGCAAUCUUGAUGAUGGAUCUGCAGUGGACAUUGAUGAGUCAGACGAUGAAAAUGUCAAUGAUUUUGGCGGGGUAUCCUCUGAUGAUGAUGCUCAUGAUGAGCCCAGAGUUCGGAACAUUAGCGUUAGAACAGGAGUUUUGGAUGAAAAGGCAGCUGCAACUCAAGCUCUUGGCCUGUUUGCACUCCACACUAAAUCUUCUUUUGCACCCUACCUCGAGGAAUCAUUGAAGAUUAUGGACAAACAUUCUGCAUAUUUUCAUGAAGAUGUUCGGCUUCAAGCAGUUACUGGAUUGAAACAUAUAUUGGCUGCAGCGCAUGCUAUCUUCCAGACUCAUAAUGAUGGAACUGGGAAGGCAAAUGAAAUUCUUGAUACAGUUAUGAAUAAUUAUAUCAAAACUAUGACUGAAGAUGACGACAAGGAGGUUGUUGCUCAGGCUUGCAUGAGUGUAGCCGAUAUCAUGAAGGAUUAUGGUUACGUAGCCAUUCAAAAGUAUUUAUCACCUCUUGUUGACGCGGCAUUGCUACUGCUGACGGAGAAAGCAGCUUGCCAGCAGUUAGAAGAUGAGAGUGAUAUUGAUGAUGAUGAUACUGGACAUGAUGAGGUCCUCAUGGAUGCAGUUUCUGACCUCCUUCCCGCCUUUGCAAAGUGUAUGGGUUCUCAAUUUGAACCUGUCUUUGCCAAAUUCUUUGAGCCGUUGAUGAAAUUUGCGAAAGCUUCACGUCCCCCACAGGAUAGGACAAUGGUAGUUGCUAGUCUCGCUGAAGUUGCUCAAGACAUGGGUCCUCCAAUCUCUGCCUAUGUUGAUAGAUUAAUGCCGUUGGUGCUCAAAGAAUUGGGCUCACCAGAAGCAACCAAUAGAAGGAAUGCAGCUUUCUGUGUUGGAGAGCUAUGCAAAAACGGGGGUGAAAUUGCUCUUAAAUAUUUUGGUGAUGUGCUACGCGGAAUUUCCCCGCUUUUCGGGGAUUCAGAACCAGACCUUGCUGUUAGGGAUAAUGCAGCAGGUGCUACCGCAAGGAUGAUUGUUGUUCAUCCUCAACUAGUCCCGCUAAAUCAAGUACUUCCAGUGUUCCUAAGAGGUCUACCUCUAAAGGAAGAUCAAGAGGAGUCCAUGGCUGUUUACAGCUGUAUAUAUUCCCUUGUUUCGUCAUCCAAUCCACAGAUCUUCUCUCAUGUUCCGGAGCUGGUUAAAAUCUUUGGGCAAGUACUGGAGUCGCCAGUCGAAAAAGUUGAAGUGAAAGCAAUUAGAGAGAUGGGUUACGGAUGGGGGAUCUUCGAGGGAAUGUUGGUGAUUGGAUCUCUGUGUCUCUUAGGAUCGGCUGGUCUCUGGUUUCUCAAUCGGAGGCUUUACAAGGAGUACGAAGAGAAGCGAGCUUUGGUUCAAAUCAUUUUCAGCGUCGUCUUCGCUUUCUCUUGCAACCUUUUACAGCUCGUUCUCUUCGAAAUCAUCCCUGUUUUAUCUAGAGAGGCAAGGAUGGUAAACUGGAAGGUGGAUCUCUUUUGUUUGAUAGUGCUCCUUGUUUUCAUGUUACCUUAUUAUCAUUGUUAUUUGAUGCUUCGCAAUACUGGUGUUAGAAGGGAACGUGCUGCUGUUGGGGCCUUGUUAUUCUUGACAGCGUUCCUUUAUGCUUUCUGGCGCAUGGGAAUUCAUUUUCCUAUGCCUUCAGACAAAGGUUUCUUUUCAAUGCCUCAACUGGUCAGCAGAAUCGGGGUCAUUGGUGUGACCCUCAUGGCCGUCUUAUCAGGUUUUGGAGCUGUUAAUCUGCCCUACAGUUAUAUAUCGCUCUUCAUUAGGGAGAUUGAAGAAUCAGAAAUAAAAUCGCUGGAAAGGCAACUGAUGCAAUCAAUGGAGACUUGCAUAGCUAAGAAGAAGAAAAUUAUUUUAUGUCAAGUGGAGGUGGAACGAAGUCUAGUAUCAGAAGAGCAUCAAAAGGGUAAAUCUUUCUUCAGAAGAUUUGUCGGGACUGUUGUGCGAUCGGUUCAAGAUGACCAGAAGGAGCAAGAUAUUAAACUAAUGGAGGCGGAGGUGGAAGGUUUAGAAGAGCUGUCAAAGCAGCUAUUCUUGGAAAUUUAUGAACUCCGCCAAGCAAAGGAUGCUGCUGCUUUUUCUCGAACUUGGAAGGGUCAUGUGCAGAACUUACUUGGCUAUGCGUGUUCCAUUUACUGUGUGUAUAAGAUGUUAAAGUCUCUACAAAGUGUCGUUUUCAAGGAGGCAGGCACGAAAGAUCCUGUCACGAUGAUGAUCAGCAUAUUCUUGCAGUUCUUUGAUAUAGGAGUAGAUGCGGCAUUGCUCUCACAGUAUAUUUCCCUGUUAUUUAUUGGGAUGUUGAUCGUGAUAUCAGUGAGGGGAUUCUUGACAAAUCUGAUGAAGUUCUUCUUUGCAGUGUCGAGGGUAGGGAGUGGAUCUUCAAGCAAUGUUGUGCUUUUUCUAUCUGAAAUCAUGGGAAUGUACUUUUUGUCUUCCAUUCUUCUUAUAAGAAAAAGUUUGAGAAAUGAGUACAGAGGGAUAAUAACAGAUGUGUUAGGCGGAGAUAUUCAGUUUGAUUUCUAUCAUCGAUGGUUUGAUGCAAUAUUCGUGGCCAGCGCUUUUCUUUCUCUGCUUUUGCUUUCUGCGCACUACACAUCUCGUCAAAUUGAUAAGCACCCAAUAGACUAAGCAAGCAUUUGUAAGUUUUGUUGCAUCUGAGUGUUUGAUUAAAUUUUGAUCUACAUGAAAAACUUGAAUCAAUGUCUACGACUUAGCAUUGGCUUAUGUACAUCUUCUUGCUUUGAAAGGAUCAGUCUUGAGUUGUUUGUUCCUUCAUCAGGUGUGUGUGAUUAGGUGAUUAGUUGUAAAGGGGAUGAGACUUUGGGGUUUUUACCAUUCAAUAAUAAAUAUCUGAUGUCCCA
Messenger RNA from Arabidopsis arenosa, 5924 nucleotides. The record is from the annotation of a GenBank genome assembly. Lineage: Eukaryota; Viridiplantae; Streptophyta; Magnoliopsida; Brassicales; Brassicaceae.